AAAAAUUAUGUGUGUGUAACAUACAUAUUAGAAAUAUAAUUAUAGUAUAUAUAUUUCAACAAUUUGUUAACAUACAUAUAUAUUUCGACAUAUUUUUGAGUCCUACAUUUAUUUGAUUCCAUUGAACCAACAUUAGAAAAAAUCUUGGCGCGUUGCAUCAAAUUAUGCAACGAAUUCCUCCAUAUAAUACACAUACAAUCAUACAAGAAAGAAACAAAAGAAAGAAAGAGGAAGUCGAUCAUCAUGAUUCGACAAUAGAGAUGAGAGACGAGAUCGUGCGGCGAUUUUGCAAAUCAUUCUAGCGACGCCAGUAAUCCUGAUUAUAAAGAAAAUGUUUUAUUCGCUCCAUCGUUGAUCAUUGAUUAAUGAUACAUAUGUUCAAGAUCGUCGGAAAUAGUUAUUCUAGUAAUACGCAAUCUUGUCAUCUUUCUGUUGACUAAUUGUUGAUCGAUAUUAUUCACGUUAAACAUUAGCAAUGUGCAAAAAGCAAAAAUAUAUUUAAAAAUAUGAAAGAUGAUACUGCCAAUCCAAUACAUUUUAUCUCAAUCUAAUCAAAUUGUAUCAACAACGACGGAGAUAUCUGAGUUAGAUAUCUUAAUUUGUCAGGAUACUGCCGGUAACUGCUCUUGCGUAAGCAAUGAUGAUCACGUAAACGUUGUGAACGUAUAUAUAUGAAACAUCAUUUCGAUGUAGCAGCAGUCGAUCGUCGAAUCUCGACGCGUAAAGUUGUCUCCGCAUUUAAUUGCAUAAGAAAAAAAAAGAUAUUUGAUAAAGUGCAAAAGUUGGAUUAUAUUCAGAACUACAUAAUAUGUGUAUACUAAUUUAAUAAAGCGAUUUCUUUUUUCAACAUGGUAUACUUAAUCGCUCUGACGGUGAUAGCGGGCGCUCUAGGCCUCUAUUAUUACAUCUUCAAAAAUGUGAACUUUUUCAAGAAACGUGGCAUACCGUAUAAAACGCCUUUUCCCAUACUCGGGAAUAUGGCAGGAAUUAUCUUCCGUCGUGAAAAUUUAUUUGAUGUUGCGAAAAAUAUGUACGAUUUACAUCCUGAAGCCAAGUACGUCGGCAUGUUUGAUAUGACAACUCCAAUUAUAGUGAUUCGCGAUCCCGAUCUUAUUAAAUCUAUCGCGCUGAAAAACUUCGACCUGUUUCCGGAUCAUCGCACUUUCAUCGAGGAACAUCAAGAUCCAUUAUUCGGCAAAAAUCUGUUUUCCCUUAAAGGAGAGAGAUGGCGACAAAUACGGCCUUUACUGAGUCCAGCUUUCACGUCCAGCAAGAUGAAAAGUAUGUUUAAACUGAUGUCGAAAUGCGCCGCCGAAUUUAGCAAUUAUUUGGCGCAAAUGCCAACAGAAAAGAGGAUGAUGGAAAUAAAAGACGCCUUUACGAGAUACACAAAUGACGUAAUAGCUACUUGCGCUUUUGGUAUUAGUGUUGAUUCUAUGAGAAACCCGAACAAUGAAUUCUACGUUUACGGCAAGGAGGCGACCACUUUCGGCAGAAUCACCCUUAUAAAGUUGUACAUCUAUAGAAGCUUUCCUUGGCUGGCAAAAAUACUUCAAUUAAGAAUUAUUCGUGACAAAAUAGCGAAUUUCUUUCGAGAUCUCGUAGAAGACACCAUAAAAACAAGGGACGAGAAUGGUAUCGUCCGUCCAGACAUGCUGCAAUUAAUGAUGGAGACUAGGGGUAAAGAGGGCAAACCAAAACUGUCUAUCGAGGAUAUGGUAUCUCAAGCGUUUAUUUUCUUCUUUGGCGGCUUCGAUAGCACUUCGACCUUGAUGUGCUUUGCCGCUCACGAGAUCGCGGUGAAUGCGCAAAUACAAAAAAAACUUCAAGAUGAGAUUGAUAAGGUGUUGGAAGAGUCAAAUGGAUUAGCACCAUACGAAAUAGUUAAUAACAUGGAAUACUUGGAUGCCGUGAUUAGCGAAGCUCUCAGAAUGUAUCCGAUUCCAUCAUUAGACAGAAUAUGCGUAAAAUCAUUUGAGUUGCCUCCGACAUUGCCAGGGACGAAGCCUUUUACUAUAAAAAAAGGAGAAGGCAUAUGGAUACCGAUUUAUGGACUUCAUCAAGAUCCGCAGUACUUUGAAGAGCCGGAAAAGUUCGAUCCCGAACGGUUUCUUGGUGAACGAAAAAAAGAGAGUCUCAACUGCGGAGCCUAUCUACCCUUCGGACUGGGGCCCAGAAUGUGCAUAGGUAAUAGAUUCGCUUUAAUGGAGACGAAAGUUUUGCUGUUUCAUCUAUUGGCACGUUGCGAUCUCAAGCCUUGCAAGAAGACAUCGAUGCCGCUCAAGCUUUCCAAGGAUGGCUUCAAUCCGCGGCCCGAUGGCGGCUUCUGGUUGGGUGUAUCACCAAGGAAAAAUAUUCAUUGCAUUAUUGCUACUAAUGCAGUCAAUGAGACACCACAUCAGCUAUAAAAUUGAAAACACCAAAACCAAAAUGAACAUAAAGGACAUUUCUUCCUUAUUUUUGAGAUAAGAAGAUUUAUGUUGCUACAAGUUCAAAAAAUGGCAUCAUAUUGCAUCAGAAAUAUUUUUGAUGUGCUAAAAACAGAAUUAUUUUUAUUUCUCGUAUAUUACUGAGAGACCGAUAAAGGAGCGAGCAUAAAAAGAUUAAAAUUUAAAGAUCAAAUGUUAUUUUUUAUCUGGUAUCGUAAUUAUAGUUCAAUUUGUAACAACAAUUAUAUUCUUUUAGACAUUGGCAUAAUUAUUACUUUCGUGAAAAUUAUUUGCACUUCUUUACAAUAUUCCGUUACAUUUCGCAAAAAAUAUUUUCGCAAGUUGUUACAUAUAUUAAAAUAAAAAUAUGUUAUUAAAAAUAUAUUAUACGGACAAGUAUUAUUAAAAAGAGCUAAAAUUAAUGGCUACUUAACAUACACAUUGUGACCAAAUGUAUCAUUAUUAUAUAUAAAAAAAAAUUUUAUAUACAAAAAAUUAACACUAAUAAACGAG
Messenger RNA from Formica exsecta, 2942 nucleotides. Its product is annotated as cytochrome P450 9e2-like. Gene Ontology annotation, molecular function: monooxygenase activity; oxidoreductase activity, acting on paired donors, with incorporation or reduction of molecular oxygen; heme binding. Lineage: Eukaryota; Metazoa; Arthropoda; Insecta; Hymenoptera; Formicidae. The transcript has 2 exons. The record is from RefSeq and is a predicted model, not a curated record. Bases 849 to 2408 code for a protein of 519 amino acids.